Penicillium olsonii is the source of this 1338-nucleotide messenger RNA. The record is from the annotation of a GenBank genome assembly. NCBI's taxonomy places the organism in Eukaryota, Fungi, Ascomycota, Eurotiomycetes, Eurotiales, Aspergillaceae.
AUGUCUGCAGCAGACUCCCCCAAGCAGUCACUGGAAUCUGAAGAGCGGCCGGGGUCAAGUGAUCAUACGACUUCAGCUGCGGGGGCCGGUCACACCCGCAACCUCUCCAGUGACGUUAGCCCCAGAGACCGAAGCCCGCGGCGGAGAUCGAUUCAAUUCAACGUGGGCGCUGCCCAGGCCCAGCUACCCACUCGAUCGCCGAGUACCAAGGAGAAACGGCUAUCAUAUGGAGAUACCCCAACGAGGACUGCAGAGGAUAGGGAGAGGGAACAUAGGGCUGCACAACUGAACCGAGGGCCAUCUCCUCCCCCUCCCAAAACAUAUGAAAGAGGUGUCUCUUUUGACACAUUCGACAACUUCGACGCCACCGAUUUCUCUCUUACUCUAAACUAUAAGCACAAAGGAUACCAGAGCACACGCCGAAGCCGAACAUUCUUGUGUGGCACCGACCAGAACGAUUACUCAGAAUUCGCCCUAGAAUGGCUCAUUGACGAGCUCGUGGAUGAUGGCGACGAGAUUGUCUGCCUCCGAGCGGUGGAGAAAGAUUCGCGCAUCGCCACCGACAUUGCAAUAGAGGAGCGGAAAUACCGCGAAGAAGCCGAGAAAUUAUUCGAGCAAGUCAUACAGAAGAAUAGCCAAGACGAAAAAGCCAUCAGCUUAGUCUUGGAACUUGCAGUGGGCAAGGUUGAGAACAUCAUUCAGCGCAUGAUUCGCAUAUACCAGCCCGCAAUGCUCGUGGUAGGCACACGAGGCCGCAACAUGAAAGGAGUGCACAGUCUACUCCCAGGAUCCGUAUCCAAAUACUGUCUCCAGCAAUCCCCAAUCCCAGUCAUUGUCGUCCGCCCAUCUCCAAAGCGCGAGAAAAAGAAGAACAAGCGCCGCGCAGAUCCCACCCGGCGCAGCUACAACCAUAUUCUGGAAUUGAGUGAACAGCGCGGAAGUCGCGUCUUUGGCACCAGUUCCAGCAACGACAGCAGUACUUCCAAGCUGCCAGACGAAGAAGCCGCAGUAGCCGAAGCAUUGGGUCUUCCGGCAUCAUACUCCAACGCGAACUCGCGCAGCUCGCUAUCAGUCUCGGACAGAAGUAGUUUCAGUCACGAUGACUCUGACUCGACAACUCCUGCCAGAAACUCUCUCGAUGCAAUCAUAAUGAAGAGUCCCACGGGCAGCCCGGCCGAUAGCUCCCAAGAAAGCGUGCUCGAGAGCCAAACAGCAGGCGCUGAGAAUGACUCUUCUGACUCGUCAUCUACCGAAGGGGGGCGGACAGAGGCGGAGCCAAAAACAAUCUCUAUUCCUUCGAUCGAAGUAUCCGGCGACAAUGAUCAUGGCGGGCCUUGA